This is a messenger RNA of Neogale vison (American mink), 2206 nucleotides long. RefSeq names its product NAD(P)HX dehydratase (gene NAXD). Gene Ontology annotation, biological process: metabolite repair. The coding region runs from base 21 to 1070 and encodes 349 amino acids. Gene Ontology annotation, molecular function: ATP-dependent NAD(P)H-hydrate dehydratase activity. The transcript is spliced from 10 exons. NCBI's taxonomy places the organism in Eukaryota, Metazoa, Chordata, Mammalia, Carnivora, Mustelidae. The record is from RefSeq and is a predicted model, not a curated record.
UCGAUACCGGCCUCGCGGGCAUGGCCCUUCCCGCGGGGGCCGGGGCUCUGCUCGCCGGCGCGGCCGCUGUCGCGCUGCUCUCGGCCGCGCUCGUGCUCUACGAGCUGUCGCCGGACGCAGUUUUACAAAGAGCAUUUUCACUGCAUAAAGCACAUUCAAUAAAGGAUAUGGAAAAUACGUUGCAGUUGGUGAGAAACAUUAUACCUCCUCUGACUUCCCAGAAGCACAAAGGCCAAGAUGGAAGAAUAGGCAUCAUUGGGGGCUGCCAAGAGUACACUGGAGCGCCCUACUUCGCUGCCAUCUCAGCUCUCAAAGUGGGCGCAGAUCUGUCCCACGUGUUCUGCACUCGGGAGGCCGCGCUGGUGAUCAAGUCGUACAGCCCGGAGCUGAUCGUUCACCCGGUUCUUGACAGCCCCAGCGCCGUUCACGACGUGGAGCAGUGGCUGCCGCGGCUGCACGCCCUGGUCGUGGGGCCCGGCCUGGGUCGGGAUGAUACGCUUCUUGAAAAUGUUAAGGGCAUCUUGGAGGCAUCCAAGGCCAGGGACAUCCCCGUUGUCAUCGAUGCAGACGGGCUGUGGCUGAUCGCUCGGCACCCGGCCCUCAUCCAGGGCUACCAGAAGGCCGUUCUCACUCCCAACCACGUGGAAUUCGGCAGACUCUCUGAAGCCGUGCUGCGAGACCCCGCGGACGGCAGCGAUCAUCGCGAAGCUGUGCGAAGACUCAGCCGGGCCUUGGGGAAUGUGACCGUGGUCCAGAAAGGGGAGCGGGACGUGAUCUCCGACGGCGAACAGGUGCUCGAGUGCGUGCAGGAGGGCAGCGGCCGCAGGUGCGGUGGCCAGGGAGACCUGCUGUCGGGCGCCCUGGGUGUCCUGGUGCACUGGGCGCUGCGUGCCGGGCCUGAGAAGACGAACGGGUAUGUGACUCCUUCGCUGGUCCUCCCGAGAGUUCCACCGCAUGAGCUGUGUCCAGCCCUCUCCUCCUGGCCGCCAUGGGCGCGUGCUCGCUCACGAGGCAGUGCAGCCGGCAGGCCUUCCAGAAGCACGGCCGCUCCACCACCACCACCGACAUGAUCGCGGAGGUCGGGCCCGCCUUCCGCAGCCUCUUUGAAACCUAAGCGGAGGCCCCAGGAAGCGAGCGGCCCACGGACAGGGAGGCUGUUUGUCACAGGAAGCCACGUCCUGUGUCCCAGCCCUCGGGUGUCAGACCGCGUGGUCCAGGGGUGGAUUUUUGGCUGCAUGCGCAGCUGGCGAGGUGACACGAGACCAAGAAUCCCUGAACUCCCCCGAGCUGCUCGCCAGGAGCCGAGCCGCUGAGCUCUGCGUGUGCUCCAGGAGCGCAGGCCCGCCCUACCCACGUGCCGUGCGUCCACGCGACGACAUCCCCGCGGUGGGUGCCCUCACGGGUCCCGUCGAUCCUGUUCAGUACCUGUGAGAGUGCUGUUGAGGUGGCGGUCCCCAAGCACUGUGGCCCUGGUGGUCGUGCUCACGUGCGCUGCUCAAACACUGAUCGGGUUGGAAUUGUCUGGGCAGAAGUCGUCCGCAUCGACUGUGCUUAAUGGGAGUGUUUCCUAACAACCAGUGACCGGUUUCUGGAGGACACAGGACACUGAGCCCCGAGCAUGAGGGCAGGGCUCUGCCUGCUCCUCCUCCGUGUGCGCUCGAGUCUGCGGGCAGCUGUCCCUGGGGGACCCUUGGGAUGUGGCCCAGCCGUGUGCUCUCUCGGGGAGGCAGGACAAAGCUGGACACUCGGAGGGCGUGGCCACACACGGGCCAGUACUGGUCCCGGGAGGCCCCAGGUGGGGGGACUGAACAUGGUCAUCGGAAGUGGAUGUGUCCUCAGGAGCAGAAUCUGUGAAGGAAGCGCGCUCUGCGAGGUGCCUUGUGAGCCUCUGGCUGGCUUCUGGAUGGUGCUUUGGGCACGCAGUUUUCUCUGCGGCUCCCCGUGGGCUUGGGUCCUGCGCACGUGAGUACUUCCGUAGGCUUCUCCGUGCUUUCUGCCAGGACGGGACCCGUGUGGAUCCUUUGUUCCUCCUGACGGACGCUCUGGGAUUCAGUUCCCUCGCCCCAGACCGAUUCUGCUUUAAACCAGAUUCUUAAAAAACGUGCACCGCUCCUCACACGUCGCUGGGGAACGUCACCGUGCUUCCUUCUGGGCAGUUACAUCGAAAUCCUGGUAGCUAUUAAAAGGCAAAUUUGGUUUAUCUCAA